Molecule: messenger RNA, 1729 nt
Organism: Cucurbita moschata (crookneck pumpkin)
Lineage: Eukaryota; Viridiplantae; Streptophyta; Magnoliopsida; Cucurbitales; Cucurbitaceae
Product: glycerol-3-phosphate acyltransferase 1-like
Exons: 2
Coding region: 81-1709 (542 amino acids)
Biological process (GO): cutin biosynthetic process
Cellular component (GO): membrane
Molecular function (GO): phosphatase activity; glycerol-3-phosphate 2-O-acyltransferase activity
Source: RefSeq, a predicted model, not a curated record
UCCUAUAAAUUCUCUCCCAAAACGCUUCAUUUUUCUCCAUACUCCAAACCAAAACGCUUCAUCCCAAAACAAUUGAUUCCAUGGCUGUUCUUCCGAGGUUUGUUGUAAAGCUCAUAGACUGUGUUAUAUACCAACUCUUAGCCAAUUCAUGCUACAAAGCAGCCAAAAAAGUGAGGCAAUAUGGGUUCCUUUUUACAAACCCAUCUCUCAAAACACCCAACCAACACCCCUCGUUCUACCCCCACGUCUCCAAAUGCAGCCUCCAAAACAGAGCAUCUCAAACUCUUGUCUGUGACUUAAACGGUGCACUUUUGAGCUCCUCCAAAAACUACUCUUUUUUCCCUUACUUCAUGCUUGUUGCCUUCGAAGGAGGCAGCCUUUUUCGAGCCAUAAUCCUGCUUCUUUCAUGGCCAAUUCUCUGUCUUUUGGAUUGGGACGCCAAAUUCAAGGCUAUGAUUUUCAUUUCCUUUUGUGGCCUCCCAACUAAGAACAUGGCCAGUGUCAGCUCAGCCGUUCUCCCCAAGUUUUUUCUCGACAAUCUCAACCUUCAUGCUUUCGAGGUCUUUCAAGCCACUGGCUCUAGGAUUGUCUUUACAAGUGUACCUAGAGUUAUGGUGGAGGGGUUUUUGAGAAAUUAUUUGAAUGUUAAUGACGUUAUAGGGACUGAAUUGCAAACUUUUGGCCGCUACUACACUGGCUUGGUGUCUGAAAAUGGCUUGCUUGUAAAGCACAAAGCUUUAAUCGAGUAUUUUGGAGAUAAAAAGCCUGAUAUUGGCAUUGGAUCUCCAAAUCUUCAUGAUCAUCUUUUCAUCUCUCUUUGCAAGGAAGCUUAUGUUGUAAGCAAGGAGGAUAAUAAAGGCCAACCAACGCCCACCAGUACAGUAAUAUCAAGACAAGAUUACCCAAAACCACUGAUUUUUCACGAUGGAAGAUUGGCGUUUUUACCCACUCCUUUUGCAAGUGUUUGCACAUUCCUCUGGAUUCCUUUUGGGGUUUUGUUAGCCAUUUACAGAAUCUGCAUUGGCUCGUUUCUUCCUUACAAAAUGGGCCUUUUUCUAAGCCAUUGGAGUGGGUUAAGAAUAACCCUCAAAGGCUACACAGAGGCAUCAACAGAAGGAACCCAAAAGCGGAUUUUAUUUGUUUGCAGCCACAGGACACUGCUGGACCCUGUUGUGUUGAGCGCAUCAGUAGGGAAGCCAUUGGUUGCAGCGACGUACAGCGUAAGCAGAUUCUCAGAAAUCAUAUCUCCAAUCAAGACGGUGAGAUUGACAAGAGACAGAGAAAAGGAUGGUGCUGAAAUGCAGAAGUUACUAAGCGAAGGGGAUUUGGUGGUAUGUCCCGAAGGGACGACAUGUCGGGAGCCGUAUUUAUUGAGAUUCAGUCCACUUUUUGCAGAGUUGAGCGAUGAAAUUGUGCCGGUUGGUGUUAAGACGUGGGUGAGUAUGUUUUAUGGGACGACCGCGAGUGGAUUAAAAUGGUUGGAUCCGAUCAUGUUUUUGAUGAAUCCGAGGGCGAGCUACGACAUGGUUGUUCUUCCUAAGCUUCCCAAGGAAAUGACAUGCGGCGGCGGAGGGAAGUCCAGCUACGAGGUUGCUAAUUAUGUACAAAGGCAAUUGGGCGAUGUUUUGGGAUUUGAAUGCACUAAGCUUACCAGAAAGGAUAAGUACUUGAUGUUGGCUGGGAAUUCAGGAUUGGUUGCUCCGACGUAAAAAAUUUUAACGAAAUGAUA